AUGAUCUACUCCUCCGGAAGAGAGUCCUACUUCAACCUGAACUCCACCUGGUAUGACCCUGCUGGGUCCUGGCUGGACACCCGGCGCACACCGUUCCGUUAUGGCUACAACAACUGCUGCUCCUCACGGUGCGACGGCGAAGGCGUGGAGGGCAUGAGAGGGCACAACUACCGGCACUACGGCUACCGGCAGCCGGUCUGCUCUGAGAGAUGCCAAGGCUACACCACUGCUGAGUCGUGCCAUGGAGGUGGAGGGUCCAGCUGCGCCAGGAGACCCACCUACAGCUAUGGGUCAACGGGGGGAUGUCAGGGCUAUGGGAGAUCAGUGUGCUCCGAGAGGUGCCAGGGGUCCUCAGGUUCGUGCCAUGGAGGUGGCGGAUCCAGCUGUGUCAGGAGGCCCACCUACAGCUAUGGGUCAACUGGAGGAUGCCAAGGCUAUGGGAGGUCGGUGUGCUCUGAGAGGUGCCAGGGGUCCUCGGGUUCGUGCCAUGGAGGUGGUGGUUCGAGCUGUGUCAGGAGACCCACCUACAGUUAUGGGUCAACUGGAGGAUGCCAGGGCUAUGGGAGGUCGGUGUGCUCCGAACGGUGCCAGGGCUCCUCCGGAGGGGGAUGCCACAGUUCAGUUCAGCAGCCACAGUGCAGUGAGCCGGUGCAGUGCAUCCCACAGUGCGGCCCCAUGCCAGCCCCUGUGCAGCAAGUGCCCACGGCCAAGUGCAUCCCCCGCCAGCAACAGCAGCAGGUCUGCAAGGUACCAGCCCGGAAGAUAAAGUAAGGGAUGCAAAGAGUGGGGAUGAGUGAAAAACUUCUCAUAGUGUUGCCCUGGUGUUCCACAUGUCCUUGGAGAUUUCCACUCUUCCUGUCAUGUUGCUCGUGAUGUGAUUUGAAGACGUAACCCACUGUCUCAGUGUGCAAUGCCAAGUGUUUUCCUUGUCUUUGUGAGUCAUGUAAUACUGCAAUACCCUCGUGCUGUGAUUGAUUCACCUCCCUUCGUUCUUUCAUGGCUGGUA
Meleagris gallopavo (turkey) is the source of this 1006-nucleotide messenger RNA. The record is from RefSeq and is a predicted model, not a curated record. Lineage: Eukaryota; Metazoa; Chordata; Aves; Galliformes; Phasianidae.